Messenger RNA from Manacus vitellinus (golden-collared manakin), 3767 nucleotides. It is a transcript of the gene PRKAR1A, whose product is annotated as protein kinase cAMP-dependent type I regulatory subunit alpha. The record is from RefSeq and is a predicted model, not a curated record. NCBI's taxonomy places the organism in Eukaryota, Metazoa, Chordata, Aves, Passeriformes, Pipridae. Bases 194 to 1342 code for a protein of 382 amino acids. Gene Ontology annotation, biological process: regulation of protein phosphorylation. Gene Ontology annotation, molecular function: cAMP-dependent protein kinase regulator activity. Gene Ontology annotation, cellular component: cAMP-dependent protein kinase complex. The transcript has 11 exons.
UGUUGCCUCUGUGCCCUGAGUUUCUCUGCUGCUGCCUCAGCAGGAUAAAACCCGUGAUGUGCCUUCGGUGACUUGUCAUUUCUGAAAGGUGUUUUGACUGAAUCUCUUUUUUUCCCCCUUUCCAAAGCUGAUCCCGGGAUCAACAUAUCUUACUGCAUAUUAAUAAGCUGCUGCCACGGUCCCUGUACCAGCAAUGGCAGCUUCCAGCAGCAGCAGCAGCGAGGAGGAGCGUAGCCUUCGGGAAUGUGAACUUUACAUCCAAAAACACAACAUCCAGCAGCUUCUGAAGGAUUGCAUUGUACAGUUAUGCACAGUCAGACCUGAGAGACCCAUGGGAUUCAUCAGAGAGUACUUUGAAAGAUUGGAGAAGGAGGAAACAAAGCAGUUGUUGAAUCAGCUGAAGUCUGGUUCUCGCUCAGACUCCCGGGAGGAUGAAAUCUCUCCUCCUCCUCCUCUGAACCCUGUGGUGAAGUAUCGAUCACGACGUGGGGCCAUCAGUGCAGAAGUCUACACAGAAGAGGAUGCUGCAUCUUAUGUUAGAAAGGUUAUUCCAAAAGAUUAUAAGACUAUGGCUGCUUUGGCAAAAGCUAUUGAGAAGAAUGUGCUGUUCACCCAUCUCGACGAUAACGAAAGAAGUGACAUCUUUGAUGCCAUGUUCCCUGUCACUUACAUCGCAGGAGAGACUGUCAUACAACAAGGUGAUGAAGGUGAUAACUUCUACGUUGUUGAUCAAGGAGAAAUGGAUGUUUAUGUGAACAGUGAGUGGGCCACCAGUGUUGGUGAGGGUGGGAGCUUUGGAGAACUUGCCCUCAUUUAUGGAACCCCUCGUGCUGCAACCGUCAAAGCCAAGACGAACGUGAAGUUGUGGGGCAUCGACAGAGACAGCUACAGGAGGAUCCUGAUGGGAAAUACUUUGAGAAAGAGAAAUAUGUAUGAGAAAUUCCUUAGUAAAGUAUCUAUAUUGGAAUCUCUGGACAAGUGGGAGCGUCUCACUGUAGCUGAUGCUUUGGAACCGGUACAGUUUGAGGAUGGGCAGAAGAUUGUGGUCCAGGGAGAGCCAGGAGAUGAGUUCUUCAUUAUCUUGGAGGGCACAGCUGCAGUGUUACAGCGUCGGUCAGAAAACGAAGAGUUUGUGGAAGUGGGCAGGCUGGGACCUUCUGAUUACUUUGGUGAGAUUGCUCUGCUGAUGAACCGUCCUCGUGCUGCCACAGUUGUCGCUCGGGGCCCCUUGAAAUGUGUGAAGCUGGACCGGCCCCGCUUCGAGCGUGUCCUGGGCCCCUGCUCGGACAUUCUCAAGAGGAACAUCCAGCAGUACAACAGUUUUGUAUCACUGUCUGUCUGAAACCUUCCUCCCUGUCCAAGCCAUGCUUCACGAAUGCAGACUGCUUUAUUUCCCCUUGUGCAGAGCCACGUUGCCACUGGCAUUUGCAGCUUUCCUGUCUGGUUUAAAAAAAAAAAAAAAAAAAAAAAAAAGAGAGAGAGAGAAAGGAAAAAAAAAAUAAGAUAAAAAAAUUAACUGCUUAUCAUGGCACUGUCAUUAAUUUAGGGCAUAUUAUUUCUGUGCUCUCUGUCCCAUUAAAUUAAUAGCAAAAGUUCUAUGGAGACGUUUUGCUUCUCUCUGUGCACCAGUGUCCAACUCAGGCCAGUGCAGCCUUGCUUCAGGGAGGGAGAGACCUCCUGGCACCAUGCCAUUGCCAUAGAGAAAGGAGGUGACAGGAAAGGGAGGGGAAAAGAAUCCUUGUAAAGGUGUUUCUCAAAUUGUUGGACAGGUUUUAAGGCUGUGGUCAUCACCUGCUGUAUUUCUUUUCACAUGAGAACUUGCCCUUGUAAUUGAGCUUCUUGGGGCUUGGGGUUUUCUGGGUUUCUUUUUUUUUUUUUGUUUUGUUUUGUUUUUCAUUUUCUGGGUACUGUAAUCCUGGGUUCAAUCGUGAGGCAUCAGCUGCUAAGAAAGCCACAGUUGGAAUUUACCAGUAUAAUUGUACCUGUGUCCACUGGUUUAAGAUUGCUUAGUUCUGUUUUUGUCAAGUGUAAAUCAAAAGCUUUCAAAGUUAAUAGUUCUGGUGAACUACUGCAGUUGUUAAUUCAUUUGCUGACUUGCUGCACCUGAUCUUUUUCUCUUGUUGUUCCUUCAGCCAUAGAUUUGCCAUUUAAAACUCUUCCUGUUCCAAGUGGCAAGAACCAAAUGUUACAUUCAAUGCCUGACUGGUCUCUAGUUCAUAGAUUGGUGUAAGAAUGUGCAGCUGUCCAGCUGUUAGUAAUGUUUUGAGUGCUUAGAUUGGUGUAGAAGUUGAAAGCAAACAUUUGAUUUUCCCUGUGACUUGUUUUGUUAAUCCUCAGUUGACUUUAAAAAUAAUCAUCAUCAGUUCAGGUGACCCUUUGUUACCAGGGAAAAAUAAAUGCUGAGUAUUUCUGGCCAGCAUCAGUUGCAGGUGGCUGGUCUGUAGAGAUCCAUCAUUCUUGGUAGAGAAUGUGAGGCAGAAAAACUGAAUGUUUUAACUUUCCUGCAACACUCCGUUGUUUUAAGUUUUUAAACCUGUCGAUUCAUCAUUUUUUUUUUUUUAAAUGGUUCAUUAUAAACCUAGUUUGAAUCCAAGAAGUCUUUGGAUUUCUUUUCUUGCUUAUGGAAUUUCCACCACACGUGUUUCAUACUCCUUUUUUUUUUUUUUUUUUUAUUUUUUCUUUCCCCAAGUUCAAUCUGUUGCAGAGUCUUAAAUGUAUUUCAGUAUUUCCCAGCUUCGUGUUCCAUUACUCUGUGUGCACCAAGACUUCCCAAAAGUUUUUACUGAAUUCCACGGUUCAAUAACUGUAGGCAAUUUUUAAGGUUUCCUUUAAACUGUAAUUUAUAUAAAGUAGCAUAGGUUUGUAUUUGGGAGUGACAGCAAGCAGUUUGGCAUUUGUUGUGCAACUACUCUAACGAUGGAGCCCUCCUUUUAUUUCCUUUCUGAGGUGAUAGGGAUUCAAAUCCAACAUUCUCCCAGGCAUGUAGAGAAUCAGGAAGAGUCUGCUUGUUGAUGCAGAAUAAUACUGAAGGUAUCAAGCCUUUACAAAAGGUUUCAGAGCAUUUCUGAACCUGAAAUCCCAGGAAGGGGAUUGAAAUGCUUGUGGUUUUGAGUUCUCUAUUCAGGAGAUGUUGAGUAGAGGAUUUCUGCCAGAGUCCUUAAGGAAUAAGCAAAAGCUACCUUUUUUUGGUUCUUUGUUUUCUUUGUUUUUGGUAAAAAAUUUUUUCUUUAGUUUUGACUCUCUGCAGGAUUUUUCUUCAUAUGUGUUCUUUGUGUUACAUUAAAGCACCAAAAACUGUGUAAACCAGUUAGAGCUCCACAGAAAAAAAAAAAUGCACAUUUUUUUUAUAUAAGGCUUUCUAAUCAAGUUUCACUACUGCAUCUUUUUAGCUUGCUGUUUACUCCCUUUUGUAGUUUUACCUACAAGAUUUUAAGAUAAAUCAGCUAAGUCUGAGUUAAAUAUUAAACACAGUUAUAGCUUUACCUUUGUGUGCAAUUUCAAUAUGUUGGAAACCACAAUUGGCAUAGUUUUGCCUUAGCUAACAUUCAGGGCUUUAGAAGUAAUUUUUUGCUAGUCUAUCUUCAGCAAAUUGAUGAAGUCUAUUGCCCUAGGAAGCUAUAGUCAACCAGAGGACCAUUUUUGUAUUGUUACCUGACUCUAUAAGUCUGAUUUACUGUAUGUGCUAAUAUAUUAUAUUAUAUUCCUUUUGUUAUAGAUUGUCCUAAUGGCAGGUAAAGCAAUAAAAUGAUUUAAAUUCUUAAAUGCAA